Molecule: messenger RNA, 1602 nt
Organism: Colletotrichum gloeosporioides
Lineage: Eukaryota; Fungi; Ascomycota; Sordariomycetes; Glomerellales; Glomerellaceae
Exons: 3
Coding region: 1-1602 (533 amino acids)
Source: RefSeq, a predicted model, not a curated record
AUGUCUCAACGAAACUGGGCAGAAAAGCCCUCUGGAUACGAACCUGCUCGCGUCUACGACGUGGAAGACGAACCUCCAGGACCGGAUACUAUCGUAUACAAACGCUACAGCUUUUUUAGCUGCACCGAAUGGGUUUUGGAGAUUGUCGCGUCUAUCGGGAGCCUGGUCAUUAUUGCGGCGGUGGCUGUCAUAUUCAGGACAGUGGAUAAUCAACCUCUAUCGACCUGGACCUUCCCCAUUUCUCUCAACGCCGUUAUCUCGAUAUUGACGACUGCUUGUUCAGCGGCUAUCAUGCAUAGCGUCAGCACAUUCAUCAGCCAGCUGAAGUGGCUUCAUUUCAAAAAUGGACCUCAGAAGUUUGAACACUUGGAAAAGUUUGAUGAAGCCAGCCGUGGUCCUUUGGGCUCUCUCAAGGUUCUGGUCUCAAUGAAAUUGAACUUGGCAACCAUCGGAGCCUUGGUCACGAUUUUCCGUCUUGGUCUGUCACCAUUGGCUCAGGGGGUGGUCAAGAUCGAUGAACGGUCCGUCAAAAGCACCAUAGACGAGAACGUCACAUUUGGAUUUGCACAUGCAUACAAUCGUGAUGUCACAUUUCCCGAUCUCCGCGGCAUCCCUCAGGAUCCCAACAUGCAAGCCGCCGUACUCCAAGGAGUCUACAACAUUAGCUUCACAGCCGAGUGCAGAAAUGUCACCCAAGCGACAUUACAGUCACAAGUCUGCGUGCAUCCGGUUGAUUACGACGAAAAUUGCAACAUGACGACGCCGGGGAAUAUAGGUCUUUCUAGCCGAAGACGGAACACCUACUGGGGCACUCGCUACCAAAUGAACGUGUCGUUAUCGGAGAUACCAGACGAAUUUCCGGAAAUCGCCCGAUUCGCUAUAUACCGAGCAAGCCCCGAUCACAACUUUAAGCUGCUUGACGUUAACAUUACGAAGUGUUCACUUUCACUGGCUGCUUAUAAUUACACCGACGCGCAGUCAAACGGAACGUCCUUUGCCUUCGGAGACACGCAAGAGAUUGGCGUUGGCGGUAAGGAGUUUUGGAGCUUUACUAACCGGUCCUAUUUUUUCGAAGGAACAAAUUUCACCAGCAAGUCCAAAGCAUCCAAUCUGCCUACGUUCGAGCUGUCAAGUGAUGACCUUGAGGCCUUGCAGGAUUUCCUUAGGUCUGAGGCAAUCACCACCAAGUGGGUAGACGGAGGCCCUGAUAAAAAAAACCAUGGUCUUAGCGCCGCUGCUUUAGCUGGUGACGUAGACAUUGGAAAGCGAUUUGAACAGAUGGCAGUCAGUAUGACGGAUUACCUCCGCUCAGGUCCGAAUAAGAAGUCGGUAACGGGAGUAAGGGUUGGCAAGAUAGCGUUCGUGUCAAUUCGGUGGUGGUUUUUUGCUGGUCCUGCUGCGAUCGAAGCUUUGGCGUUGUUGUUCGCCGUGUUGACCAUUUUCAGCAACCGGGAGAAUAGCAGGGUCCCUCUAUGGAAAUCGUCUGCUCUUGCCGUCUUAGCAUGUGAGCACGAAAGGAAGUCAGAGCUGCUGAAGACUACGGUCAAGGGUAUCAAGAAGAUUGAGAAAUUGGCGGAAACUUCUUUUGUGAAGCUGGAGUAA